GUUACUUUGUUUCAUGCGAGCGUUACACUUGUGUAAAUAAUAACCUUAACUGUAGAAGCUGUAUGUGAGGAACAUAGAUUGUGUUUUACGUGUAUUUUAUUUUUUAUUUAACGAUUUGCAGAGAAGUUUGGAAAGGAUCAAGUUAUUUGUCGAAGGAUAUGACGAAAUUAAUUAUUAAGCCUGAUUAUCACAUGGGACAUAUAUUACUGGAGUCGAUGAGACGACAUUCGGACUGUAUAUGCCAGUUAGAUGGAGCAACGGGAGAGGAAGAAUCAUUUGCAUCAGUAGCAAGUCGUUCUGUGAAGUUAGCAAAAUAUAUGCGCAGGUGUGGGCUCUUACCAGGAGACGUACUGGCUUUAGGAGGAAAAAAUCAUUUAGACUUGAUGAUACCUUUCAUGAGCGCGCUAUUUAACGGGCUACCUAUCCUUGGAGUCGAUCCUAAUUUUAAAUACAGUGAAAUUAAGAGAUUGUUUCAAAUAACUUCUCCGAAAAUAUCAUUUUGUGAUGAGGACUCUUACGACAUUUAUGCAAAAGUAUCACAGGACCUGGGCCUUGACAUAAGGAUAAUAACAUUUGGCAGCACCAAUAGUCUGCUAUCUCAGUUGAUUAAUGACUACGACGACCAUGAACCAGAAGAAAACUUUCAAGUUUCAGUAAUAGAUGUGGACACAAUUUCUCCAUUUCUAAUUAGCACCAGUGGUACAGUCACUGACAAAAUGAAGGUAGCGGCAUUCAAACAUCAGACAGUCUUCGAUAAAUUGCUUGACUUCUCAAAUUAUAAAAAAAUCGAUAUAAAAAAUUACAAACUACUUCAUGUAUCUCCUAUAAACUGGGUGUCAGGGUUCGGCUUAGUUCUCGGCAUGCCAGCAUUAGGAGUUUGCAUACUGCAAACAUCCGUACCUGAUAAUAUAGAUAUAAUUAUUGAAAUGAUCAACAAAUAUAAGCCAAAUAAUUGUUUCAUAAAUCCUACAAUAGUGUCAGCACUUCUACGACGAAAAGAUGAAGUCGAUUUAAGCUGUUUUAUUACAGUUAUCUGUUCUGGAUCAAAACUGCAUCCUGACAAAUUAAUUGAACUUCGGAGUUGUUUACAAGAAGGUACUGCUAUAACUGACGCGUACGGACAAACAGAGUGUCUGGGUGCAGUUGCGAUGCCAGUACAGGGAACCCCCGUACCACUGGGCAGCUGUGGUAAAUGCCUUCCUGUUUAUACUAUAAAGCUUAUUGAUCCGGACACUGGAAAAGAAAUAAAAGAAGCAUCUGUUACUGGUGAGAUGUGUGUGAAGGGACCUAUGUUUGUGGGAUACGUGAAUGAUCCUGAAGAAACAGCAAAGUCGUUCACACCGGAUGGAUAUUUUAAAACUGGGGAUCUGUUCUACAGAGAUGUCAAUGAAUUCCUCUAUUAUGUGGAUAGAGUUAAAACUGUUUUAAAGUACCGAAUUUAUCAAAUAUUACCAUCUGAGAUUGAAGACUUAAUCCGAACAAACGACGCUGUCCAAGACGUGUGUGUACUUGGUGUUGAGGAUCCUGAUGAUGGCGAGCAUCCAGUUGCUUGUAUAAUCAAGAAAGGCAAUAGGCAAGUCACUUCCAAGGAAAUAAAAGAUCUUGUUGCCGCGAAACUAUCGAAAAAUAAGCAGCUGCGUGGAGGUGUUUUGUUUCUUGACGAACUCCCAACUACUUCUACUGGAAAAGUGAAUCGAAGGAAACUUCAAGAAAUCGUGCUGAAUGCUAAAAGAGAGUAAAUAUUUACAGAGCAAUCAAUAUUUUGUUUGAACGAAUGUACUCGUAGAUUAAAUGAUGAUUUAAAAAAAUA
Molecule: messenger RNA, 1810 nt
Organism: Leptidea sinapis
Lineage: Eukaryota; Metazoa; Arthropoda; Insecta; Lepidoptera; Pieridae
Product: luciferin 4-monooxygenase-like
Exons: 12
Coding region: 159-1739 (526 amino acids)
Biological process (GO): fatty-acyl-CoA biosynthetic process; long-chain fatty acid metabolic process
Molecular function (GO): long-chain fatty acid-CoA ligase activity
Source: RefSeq, a predicted model, not a curated record